AUGCCGGAUAUGUUCUCCUGGCGCAUCGCAGCACAUCAUCCAGCUGUCGCAACGGUCCGGCGGAAUUCGAAGAUUUGGUUCAUUCGUACGGAAUUCACGGCCCGCGCUUCCUUUGACGAAGCAAAAUUACACGGGAGAAAUUGGAGGAAUGAUAGAGUUCGAGCAUUAGCAACGACAACGUCGGAUUCCACCGACGUAGUUCAGGAUUCGACAGGGCGCAAAGCGGAGAUUUAUACUUUGAUUGAUACGAUCCAUCAGCAUGAAGAUGAGCUUGCAGAGUUAUUGGAUGAUUUACUACCGUCCAAUUAUUUGGAUUAUAUCGUCGACACAAGAAGUUGGGGUAUGGACGAUGUGUUUAGCGGCACUAUCGGCCACAGGAAUUACGAAUCACUCGAAAAUAAAGUGCGAGGUGCUAGACAACAAUUUGGCGAAUACCUCCCAGAAGACCAUUUGAAUGAAGCGGAACUAGAGCUUUAUAAUCGACUUUAUGGCGAGGCUAUUAUGAGACCGGCCGAAUCGGAGGCAGUGAUUGACGAACGUGAGCCGGAUAUACUGUUGAGGGAUGAUGGAGAAGGAGGGUUUGAGGAGAUUGACGUUCCACCUGAAAAUGGUUUAGAGGAGGAGGAGGAGGAGAUCUCUGUGGCGUACGAAACGGAAGGUAUCUUGGACGAAGAUGAGGAUUCUUCUGCGUUUGACCGUGCGAAACAAGUCGCAGAGCGAUUGGGCGGUGUUUUGUUGGAAUCUGGAGCAGAAAUUGCAGAGGAAGAAGAAUCUGAAAGCGGCCCUAGAUUACACCCUUUGACAGAAGCUGGAAAAUACUCUACUAAUCCAAGGACUGUGUUCUUACCUCGAGACUCCGUGACUGGUCCGAUUUCAGUGAUUUUAUCCAACUACUCCAACAGACACAUCGCAGAAGCCGCUUAUAAAAUCUUUGGUGGCCGCCGACUCCCGCAUUCUACGACUACUUUGCCACCCAGUGCCCAAAUUGCUCAGGUACCAAUCCCACUCUCUGCAUCUCAGCACCAAAUGAGUGACAUGGAAGCAAAUGCGUACCUCGCUGCGCUCUACCCUGGCAUUUAUGCGUCGACCCUCAGCGUACUUGUCGAGGUUAGAAAGCGGCUUGGCGGUAAAUGGCUGCGAGAUUUGAUGGCGCAAGAAUCUGGACCUCGAGUUUUGGAUGCUGGUGGCUCCGGAGCGGGAAUCCUAGCCUGGAGGGAUGUUCUUCGGGCCGAGUACGAAACUAUGGUCCCUGAUCACCCGAAAGAUGCACCGAUUCCUACGGGUAAGUCUACCGUUCUAUCAGGAUCUGAUGCCCUGCAAUCACGGGCGAGCGUACUGUUAGACAAUACAACAUUUCUUCCUCGGCUCCCGGAUUAUGUUCAUGUACGUGAUAGCAGCACUCUAGACGACGACCGAGCACCGCCGAAAAGAAAGCAAUUUGAUGUGAUUAUCGCUCCUCACACUUUACUCGAGAUCGACGAGGAUUAUAUGCGUAAACAACACGUGAAGAAUUUAUGGACCAUGCUCAACCCCAACGGUGGCGUCUUGAUUCUGUUGGAAAAGGGUCGUCAAAAGGGAUUUGAGGCUAUAGCAGGUGCCCGUGAAAUGCUUCUUGAAAAGCACAUUUCAAGUUCCGGAUCAACCGAAUAUGAAAGCCUGACGGAGUCUGGUGAUCAAGGAUCUAUCCAAAAGGAAGCUGGUAUGAUUAUCGCUCCCUGCACAAACCAUGGGAAAUGCCCCAUGUAUCAUAUCCACGGACAUGCCAAGGGUCGAAGCGACUAUUGCCAUUUUGAGCAACGUUAUAUCCGUCCCCCAUUCCUACAGCGUAUUAUUGGAGCAAAAGAUCGCAACCACGAGGACGUUGAAUUUAGUUAUGUCGCUGUCCAGCGAGGCGUUGACUUGCGACAGACGGAAUCUGUCGUGCAGGGCAAAGCUGCUACAGACGCGGCCUUUGAAGGCUACGAAGAUAGCAUUUCCACGUCGGAAGAUGGAGAGACAGGACCCCCAUCUACUAGCACUGUCAAUCCCCUAUCACUUCCACGUACAGUGCUACCACCAAUGAAACGACGCGGCCACGUCAUCUUUGACUUUUGCACACCCGAAGGCAAAAUCGAACGAUGGACCGUGCCGCGCUCAUUCAGCCGUCAAGCAUACCACGAUGCCCGCAAAGCGCGCUGGGGCGAUCUCUGGGCCCUUGGAGCCAAGACGCGAGUUCCACGAAACCUCAAACUGGGCAGUGCAGCAAGCGCAGAAAGUAAAAAAGAGAGAUUACAACGUCGUGCAGCUAGUAAAAUGGCUGGGAUGGAUGGAGAAGAACAGGAAGCAGCGUUUAAUAUGAUGGAAGCAUCAGAGGAACGAAAGGUUGCUCCGGCGUUGGCUGAUGCGCUUGAAAAUCAGGCUAGGUCUCUGGAGCGGAGGAAGAAGGGACAUAAUAUUCCUAGUUGGAAGAGACAUGCUGAUAAGAAGCGGAUUCGACAGGCUGUGAGGAAGGUUUCUUCGAAUACAGCUGGGGAGGAUUUCAUCUAGUUGACGUAUUGUCAUCGACUGUAUGUCUAUGUAUCAUCAUAUUGUACAUUAACCGAAUACGACUCAAUCAUACCCAUAACAUUGUACAAUCCUGUUGCACAACUUGUUCUCGUGUUGGCCGCGUAGCUGCAUAUACUUAAGAUAGCCGCUU
Molecule: messenger RNA, 2677 nt
Organism: Talaromyces stipitatus ATCC 10500
Lineage: Eukaryota; Fungi; Ascomycota; Eurotiomycetes; Eurotiales; Trichocomaceae
Product: 37S ribosomal protein Rsm22
Exons: 2
Coding region: 1-2526 (841 amino acids)
Biological process (GO): translation
Cellular component (GO): mitochondrial small ribosomal subunit
Molecular function (GO): structural constituent of ribosome; methyltransferase activity
Source: RefSeq, a predicted model, not a curated record